CUCUCAGACACACAUAGCGCCAACACUUGAGGUGCUGUGAGAGCAAACACAGAGAAAGAAGCAGAGAGAGCACAGUAAAUCAGAGACAGCGAGAGAAGGAGAAAGGCUUGACAAAUGCUCAUCCAGCUGGCUUAAGGUUGUCCUCACUUACUCUGCAAACAAGUGUCUGGGAAGAAUGGAUUUCAUUUUGGUCAGCAGACACCGAGCAGGAGCAGCAGCUCUGUAGAUUACUAUGGAUUAUUUCAGACACUGGUGCUGUUGUGAUGAAUGGGAAUGACAGCAUGCAGAAAGGAAGAUGAACUUUGAAUCUCUGGAAAGUUCGAUCCAGAACCUGCUGUCGGUGCUGUACCCGCCCUUUGAGGCCACCGCCCCCACUCUUCUCAGCCAGCUCUUCCACAUCAUUGAUAGUCGUUAUCACGGAGAUGCCCUGCGAUGCCUGCUGGACUUUCUGGUCCCAGCCAAGCACAUCUUAGACACCGUGCAGCAGGCUGCAUGUGCUCAGUACUCUGAUGUACUUUUCCUGUGUGAGGGCUGGCCUCUGUGUUUGCAUGACCAAGUUGUCGUCCACCUCGCUCCUAUCAACCCCCUGCUACUUCAACCUGGCGACUUUUAUCUCCAGGUGGCACCAUUCUGUGACCAAUCAGCUCGCAUCGUGGUCUGCAGCCUCCUGGAGGAGGAGGGGCUUUUAGUGGAAGUAGUGGAGGAGACCCCGAUCCCUGAAACUUCCUAUCCUUGUAUAUUCAGCCGUGACUGGUUAGAGGAGAUCAACCAGGGCCGCCAUGGAACGCCUCUCAGCCAAUGCCUGCUCGCAACCGAGCAGGGCGUGGUGAGGUUACCAUGGGAACGGGUGGCCCUGCCUGAUUUUGUGGAUGUGCCACUGUGUGCUGGGAGUAGUAUGGCCUCUGCUCCUCCUUCAAAUCCUCCUUUACCACCUCCGCUUCCUCGUCCUCCACCUCUUCCUCAUUUUCCUGAGAAUUCUGCAUCAAAUCGUUCUUUUCCUCUUUCUCCUUCAAAGGAAUCUGCACCAAAACAGUAUCCUGUAACCAUUCAAAAUUCUAUUUUAACAUCUGCUUCACAACGCUCUGCCUUCACUGUGGAGACCAGAAUAUGUCCGGCAAGGCACGGCAUUGCUGUGUCACUCUGCCUGGUGGAUACUAGCGCUGCUUCUUCAUCUAGGCUGGUCAAAGUGAAAGAGACUGAAACUGAGCUUAAGCCUAUUGGCUGGGUGUCCCCUAAUACUUGGGACAGCUCCUUUACUGGGACAGAUCCAAAUACAGCUACAGAAACUCGCACUGUUUCAGGUACAUGCACUCCAGCAAGGGGAGAUAUAACUACGUGCAAAGGUGAAGAUAAGGGUGUAACUGUGUCUGAAAAUGUAGGGCCACAUAAACAUAAAGAUCCAAACAACAAAGAUAUAUGCAGGAGAGGACCAGCAGGCCACACUGUUGCAGAAGAGGAAUAUAUUGAUAUUCUUCAGGCAACUAUGCUUUUUAGUAGAGCUCAGUCAGCAACUGAAGAACAACAGAAAUUAGAAAUGCAAAUGCAAUCGCACACACAAAUCGAACCACAAAUGCAAAGACAUCCACAAAGACGAGCACAAAUGCAACCACGUGCAGAAAUGGAGUCAUUUGGGCAAGCACAGAGACAGCCAAACACACAGAUACCACCUCAAGCACAGUCACAAGCACAUGUGCAGUCAACUACAAAACCACAACCACAAAGAUCAGAUGCUGCUGUAUCAUUAAGGCCCAACAUGUCUGCAGAAACAGCUCUCCGCCAUUCCCAAUCCUAUCACCCUCACCCUGACUCCCUUGAACCUUCUCAGUGUGUCCGCACUGUCCAGUUCUCAGAGAAACCCUGUACCCCAUGCAUGAGGAGAAGACAAGGCGGAAAGGCUUCCAGAGCUCAGGAGCUUAGGUGUCGAUACAGGGACUCCUACCAGGCUGCUAUACAAAACCCUGUCACAUUUGGAAAGGAGAAGGAGAGUGGGAAUAUGUUAGCUGUGGUGGAGGAGGAUGGUGAUUUCUCACAGUGCGAUGACAGAUUACCAGGGGAUGAAACAGGGGAUCCAUGGUGUAAGGUUCAAGGAAUGUGGUUUGAUUCAGGGAUGCAACACCAGUCUCCUUCCUCUGUCAGUGGAGCCAUCUGUAAGGAGUCAGGAGAAAGGAACACUGUUCCAUAUUGGAAAAAAGGAGAUACAAACACUGCCCCCUGUAUGGAUUACAGGGGAAACAAUGUUUUAAAAAGUGGUGCGCUACCAGAACAAACAGCUGAAAGGAAUUCUUUGCCAUUUAGGGAACCAAGGGAUGCACACCCUGCCAAAACUUGUGGCAAUUUACACAAUGUGAACGGGACAAAUAUAGCAGCAGGAACAAGGAUAAACAAUAAUAGAGCUUUGUCAAGUUCAAAUGAUCAGUCAGAUGUCAUCUCUGCCAAACACCGUGGAUUACAGUUUCCUUCCACUGAAAUUUCAUCGAUGACCCUCAAGCCUCGUGAACGGCAACAAAGCAGAACUAAUUCCACAGGAGCGAGUCCAAACUUUCCUAAGUCUCUUUCAGCGCCACAGAACAGACAGGAGUCCAUGUCAGAUGGAAGAUGUUCAUCCCUCUCCACAGCUGUGGUGGACACCUCAGAGAAGUGUGCGCUGGUCAUUGUUGAAGGUCAAAAUGUCAGGAGAAGAGAAAAUACUGGCUCCUGUGCAGAGAUUCCCCAGCUGCAUGUGGUCAAAUGUAAAAACAGCACAGCCUUUGGACUGGUUUCACCCAAGAUCAACAGGAGGAAGAUGGUCAUUCCAGAUGCUGCUCAGCCCGGCACUACGUUCAUAACCAGUAAAAAUGGCCAUCAGACGAAGACCCCGUUACAGACAGAUCCACCUCCAACAACAGAGACAGAGAAGAUCUCCCAGCCUGCCUCUACUCGUCCAAGACCUGACCACCUUCCCCUGGGAUCCCCAGACCCCAGAGCCCACCCCCUCUACUUAGGAGUAGCAUCUCGCACAGGUGGCAGAGACAGGACAGGCAGGGCAAUAGUUGAGCUCUAUGGACACCACCAGGGAUGGAGAUCAGCUGUAACAAGCCAGGAGCUUUUCCAGAUGCUGCUCUACUUCCGUACUAUCACCAGGAGAGAAAUCAGAGAAGCUGGGAUGACACUCAUUUUUGAUUCGAGGAAGACAAAUCCUCAACCGCAGCUCUAUAAGGCCUUGAUGACGCUUCAAGAGCAGACUCCCCAGGCAGUAAACAGUUUUGUGCUGCUGGUGGACAAGGAGAGCAGCCUUCGGCCAGAGAGGUGUCCCGGAAUCCAGACUGAAGUGGUGACAUCGAUGAAAGCCUUGUUCAAGCUGGCGGAGGUGAGUCAGCUGAGCGCCCGCCUGGAUGGCACGCUAUCUCACAGCCACUGUGACUGGAUAGAGCUGCACCAGAAACUCUUCCCAUUUGUGUCUGAUCUUCACGAGGCAUCCAGCCUUCUUCUGAGAGCCAUUAGUGAGUUAGAAGAGCCCCAGAGGACAGACACUGUACAGACUGUGCAGCAGUGCAUGAUGGACCAGAGGACUCUGAUGAGGAAUGUACUGGAGGACAGCCGAUUGGUCAGCCUGCAGAGAGAGGGCGGGGCCAUCUUGGCGAGGCUGAGGAAGGAGAGUGACCUCAGAUACCCCCACUGCGAGGACCUCAGUGACGCAGUAGACUCGGUGAGCAGCCUGUACAACCACGUGGAGGAGCAGGCUCACAUCCUCGUGCAGAGGUCCAACAUGUCACUGGAACACCUGGAGUAUCUGCUGCAGCUCAGAGAGGUGGAGGGACACUUCAUGCAGAUGCUACAAUGGUUUAAUGUAGAGGGAGAGCGCCACCUGCUGGAGGCUGAAUCAGUCGAGGACUCUGGGGACCGAAUGGAGCAGAUCCUCAACAACUUCACUCGUUUCCUUAUUGAAGCUAAUGACCGAAGGCACCACGCCAUGACGUUAGUGUCAGAGGCAGAGCGACUCCAGCAGAUUGGGCUUUCCUACCCAGAGACGGAGGCGUUUGGGACUCUAAUCUGCACCUUCAAAUCAGGCCUGGAGGACUUUCUGUGCAGGGCAGAGGCAUGCGGCAGGGAGCUGCAGAUCAUGGUCAACGUGUGUGAUUUUUGUGAGCAGGCUACAGCUCUGGCCAGCGAAUGCAUUGAGUACCUGGACCAGACUCAACUCAGAAUCCACACAAUGCGAGACCAUGACCAGACUACAACACCUGUCAAUCACACAAACACUCAGCCAAUGCAACACCAAAACCAAGACUCUGGGCCGAGCGCUGCAUCCCUUUACCCGUUUGAUGUCCACGCACCACAUGCUCCAAAUGUUUUACUGUCAAGCAAUGACACCUCCAUCCUCCAGAAUUUCCAAGACAGGUUCCUCCAGUUCACCCCAGAGAGAUUUCAGGAGGUUCAGACAACGUCCCCCGGUGGCCAGAGUCUGGUGGUACAAUCAACGCCCGGGCCUCUGCACCCACAGUGGGAGGGCAUUGUGUCGAGAACGGUGGAUUUAGGGAAGAGAAGGCCGAUCCUGGGCAGCAACGACACUAACUCAACAACUGUAGCCUGCUGUAACAUCAAACCUGAGGAUCACAGUGAUGCUGAAACCAGCCAGGGGUCAAAGGUCACGCCACAGUCACCUCACAGGUCAGCAAGAAGAACAGAAAGAGAGACGAGGAGAAGACAGACAAGCAGAGCAAGGAGUGAGAGAGAUGCCGCUGCUCUGUCUCAGUCCCACACUGUCGGCUGCCAGUGGUUUUCAUGGGGACGAGGUCUUGGAGUGAGGUCGGUGAGUCAGGACUCGUGCACCACUGGAGUAGCGACGGCAGGGUCAUUCACUCCUCCAGAGCAGCAAGUUCGACCCCCGUCAUCCUGCUCCCACCAUGGUCAGCCGUCUUGUCGGAUCCUCCAGGAGGCUCAGAAGUUCCAGAUCUCCCGCCACGGGAGCUUCUGCUCAGAAGACUCCUGUAUGAGCGACCGGGGGGCUGUAGGGGGUAACGGGACUUUAUGCUGCAAACACUCGAGUCUCCCCAUCGGGAGAUAUGAGGGGGCCUUUUGUUUGGCAGGUCCACAGGAGAGUGCCAGCAAUGCCCUGAGGCUGCAUCGUGUCCUGGAGGAGCUGGUGUUGACAGAGAGAGAGUAUGUCCGCUCACUGGGCUACAUCCUGACCCACUACCUCCCCCUGCUGGACAGACCGGACAUCCCCCAGGACCUCAGGGGCAAGCGAGGUGUCAUCUUCGGCAACCUGGAGAAGCUUUACGACUUCCACAGCCACUACUUCCUGCCCGAGCUGGAGGCCUGCCAGAGGGAGCCCGCCAUGGUGGCGCGCUGCUUUCUCAGACAUAGUGAUAGUUUUGGCCUGUACGCUCUGUACAGCAAGAACAAACCCCUGUCAGACGCCCUGAUCCUGCACCGUCGCCAUGACAUCUUCAAGAAGAAGCAGCAGGAGCUGGGGGACAUGAUGGACCUUUCAUCCUACCUGCUGAGGCCUAUCCAGAGGAUCAGCAAGUACAGCCUCCUUCUGCAGGACAUGCUGGCUCUGGCUGGGUCAUACACGCCAAAAGACAUGAUCCAGGAAACACUGCUCGCAUCUAGUGUGUGCGCGCAAAGUGUGUGUGGCCCGAGUUCGUUUGUGCCUGAUCUGACGAGCAGUGAGAGGGAGCGGGAAAGGACUGAGAUCCGAGCUGCUGCAGACCUGGUUCGGUUUCAGAUGCGCCACGGCAACGAUUUGCUCACCAUGGACGCCAUCCAGGAGUGUGAUGUAAAUUUAAAAGAGCAGGGCCAGCUCAUUCGCCAGGACGAGUUCACAGUUUUCUUUAGGAAGAAGAAAUGUGUUCGUCGCAUCUUUCUCUUUGAAGAUCUCAUCCUCUUCAGCAAGACCAAGAGGACAGAUAUUGGCAACGAUGUUUAUGUCUACAAGCAAUCAUUCAAGACAAGCGACAUUGGGAUGACCCACAACUCAAGUGUGAGCAGCUUGUGUUUUGAGAUCUGGUUCCGAAGGAGAAAAAGAGAGGACACCUACACCCUGAAGGCCUCCAGCAUGGAGCUGAAGAAAGCCUGGACCACUGACCUGGAGAAGAUUCUGUGGGAUCAGGCCGCUCACAGUCGAGAGCUGCGUAUGCAGGAGAGGGUGUUCAUGGGAAUGGGCCGCAAACCUUUUAUGGACAUUCAACCCAGUGAUGCUGCCAUCUGUGACCGAGCCGUGAACUGCGCUGUGCCAGGGAGAAUUCCUGUGGCCUGUUGUUCACACAGGAGCUUAGACUAUCCACGACCACACUCCAUUGGCUCUGGCAGCACCGCCUCCACCACCCUCAGCCAAUCAUCUUCCUCCUCUGGCCGGGGCUCGCUGCCCCCUGCUGGUUAUCCCGGGAACCUGUCACAGGGGGUGGAGAACAGUCCUGCUGUCUGCUCCUCCCCUGAGGCUGUGACUGAAAAUGAACUUAACAAUCAGCAUCUUCAUCGUAACUGUGAACAAUGGAAAAGUCAUCAUCCACUGAUGGACAGCACUGAAUCAUCUGGAGAAUGCAUCAACCUCUAUAGCAGCUCAGACCGCAACUGCCUGUCUGCCAUUGGUGGAGAUGUAGUGGACGACUCCUCCUUGAAUGUAUCCCAGAGUUCAAAACCUCGCCCACCACUUUGUCAUACCCCCAGUCUGAGGAGAGAUGGCUCACCAGCAAUUAGCAGAAAGAAACCAAGUGUUGCCCCCAAACCUCCACAUCUGGCUAAUGCUCAGGGUGAUGACAUUAUAAUCGGAAAAUCAACAGAAGUUUAAUCCUGGAUUCCCUGCAGGAGAUCAUCGGCCCACUGAAGCUGUUCAGUCAUGUUGGAGAUCUUCUGGCCGACCUGCAGACGGACAGUUUAUCUGAGUGAACAUAGUUUUUACGUGGCUACACAGUCACAUGGCAGUCAGCUAUGUCUGGUCACAAGGUUUUGUUUUUAAUGAUUUAUUGAAGCAAUUGAGGUUUGGUGUGUUGGUAUCAUGUGUCAGUCAUUCAAAUAUGGUUGUCUUACAGUAUAUCACAUGUAAAUGACCAUGCAAGAAAGAAGAAGAGGCUGCUACAUGGAGAUGUACACUCUCACACACACACACACACACACACACACACACACACACACACACACACACACACACACACACACACACACACUAUUUUGUGGGAUCUUCUGUGCUGUACAGACUUAACAGUUACUAAUAUGCAGGGGAUCAAAAAGGUUGUAUUUAUAUCUUCAUGGAAAUCAACAGCUUGUGUGGAACAAAAACACAGGACCACACAUGUGGGAGACAACUUCAACUGUAUCGCUCAGUUUCAUGCUCCUUUUUAUUUUUUUUUAGAAGACAUGAGCAUUGUUUGAGAAACAAUUGUACAUCAUUAUUCUCAUGACAUCUGGACUACAUUGUUUUGGUUACAAGAUGGCAAGGGAAACUUAAUGGAGUCCAAGAUAUAGUCCAAGUAUGCAAGCUAUCCACUGGCCAUAAGCCCAGAGCUAGCUGAAGAUUCAAACUUAAAGAUGAUGACCAUAAAUGGAGACGUAUGUGGAUAUGUGUGCAGAUAUGGAGAAGUAAAAUUAUGUAUUAAUUAAUAUAGAAGUAAUUAAUAUACAGUAUAAGGGUAUAUCUAUUUAUUUCUAUUUGUAUCUGUCUGGCUCUGAGAUUCUUACAGUAGCCCUGUAUUUAUUAAUUUAUCAGAAAGGACAGACCACUUAUGUGAUUCACAUCUGGAUUUGAAUUACUCUGUAACCCAUGCAUUCAAUCAUGCAGAGAGUAAGAACAUGAAAGACUGGGUUUCAAAUUGUAAUCACACAACUACUGCAUACUAACAGAUAUAGUGUAUGACUACAAGCUUCCAGGCGAAAACCACUUACUGUUAUUAAGGGUCCACUAAUGGUUCCAUACUGAUCAAUGUUCCAGCUACACUCGUGAAAAUGACCAUUCGAAAUGUAUUUUUCAGAUUGUUUUCUUAGUUGUUGAUGGAAGGUGCCAUUUUGUUAUAAGUUCUGUGAUUUUUCUUUAUUGUCUAUGCAAAAUGUACAGUAUACAAAUCAUGACAGGAUUUUGAAAAACUGAGGUCAUAAUGUUGACCUCUGUUUAUUUAAAAGCCACUAACUUUUUAUGACAUGGCAGAUCCCUGUUUUUUUAUUGCUUACUUGUUUUUCUCUAGGCUUUUUCUUUUGUUAAGUUAAUGUGUUCAUUCAUUUGAUUAUUUAAAUGUGGGGUCAGUACGGUUGUCUUUCCUCUUCUGUUCUUUUUUUUAAGAUACAUUAUAAGACUCGUUUUGUGUGGUUUCUUCCCUCUGAACUCUGACCAGACAGACGGUUAGAACAUGAGAAUACGGCAUGUGAUGAUGCUUCGCUUCCCUAUUCCGCAAACACAAUGAUUUCUCAGAAGGACAUCUAGACACUUAUUGCAAAAGGUUUUAAUUUCCCUGUGUGCAGGUUUUAGUUUGGUACUGAACACCCCUGCAGUUGAAAUCUGGUUUUGAGUUCUUUAUUUUGUGUUUCACUUUCAUGACCUAUAUACUGUACAACGUCCUCCAGUACAUUUUGUAAGACAGGAUGCCUUGCACAGCCUACAGAGAGAGAGAGAGAGAGAGAGAGAGAGAGAGAGAAUCUUAUAACUCACCUCACUACCCCUUUUACACCAACGACUCAAUCAGGGUUAUACCCAGGUCAACUGUGCAUUUGAAUGUGGUAACCCUCCUCAAUCUACUGCUCGGCUUUGCAAGAAAGAAGAAGGUGGUUACUUAAGUUUCAGACAAUGUAAUGUGUGUAUCAUGACCGUUUACACUUUUGUCACAAUACCCACAUUGCACCGUCGGCUCGCUUAUGUUUUAUUGGCUCGAUUACGGAUAUCCAUAUUCAUGGAUAUUCAUGUUAUUUUUAUUUUCAAUUGAAUCUGAACCCUAUGGCCUAGUUGGGGAUAUUGUCUGCAGAGCUUUUUUUUGUGAAUGCUCUGUUCCACUCUGUUACAAAGCUAAAUGUACACCAUAUUUGAAUUUCCCUCAACACUUUAAAUGUAAAAGUGAAAGUCUUUUAAUGUGACCUGAGAAAAAAAAUGAAAAACUGCUAAAUUGGAUAAGAAUGUUUAACUGUAUUAUGUAGAAUUUCCUAUUUUACAUUAUAAAAUUGAAUAGAGCUGUUUUUGAGUCAUUAUAAAUUAUAACAUUGUGUUUAUGUUGAGUCAUUAUACUAAUGUACAGUAUGUUGCAGCUACAGAA
This is a messenger RNA of Perca fluviatilis (European perch), 9215 nucleotides long. RefSeq lists its product as uncharacterized. The coding region runs from base 296 to 6772 and encodes 2158 amino acids. The transcript is spliced from 26 exons. NCBI's taxonomy places the organism in Eukaryota, Metazoa, Chordata, Actinopteri, Perciformes, Percidae. Gene Ontology annotation, molecular function: guanyl-nucleotide exchange factor activity. The record is from RefSeq and is a predicted model, not a curated record.